AUGUUGCUGGUGGUGCUGGGCGGGAACAAGGGGAACAGUGGCUUGCGCCUCCCUGCUGCGGCUGCUGCCGCUGCUGAGGGCGAUCGCCCAAACGUCAUCGUGUUCCUGCUGGACGAUGUCGGUGCGGCGCGGUUCCCAUUUUAUGGGAGUGAGACAGAUGUCACCCCGAACAUCAACUCGCUCGCGGACAAGGCCGUUGUCUUCGAUUCCUUCUUUACCCAGCCAGUGUGCGGCCCUUCUCGCGCCACGCUGCUCAGCGGGCGCUACCCUUCCAGCACGGGGGUGAUCGAGAACAACUCAGACGCAGACACUUUCGCAGAUGCAGACUGCACUCUUGGCUCGACCUUCCAGUCCGUCGGCUACAGCACCGCCGUCUUCGGCAAGCUGCAUGCUGCCCACACGCACGUCAACACGCUGAACUCCAGCUGCGGCUUUGACAAGUGGUCAAUCUGGGCCCGCGAGGGCGCACGUUACCACAACGCAUUUAUCACGACCAACCUCGGGCACGGCGGCAACCUGACGUACGACGAGAUGGUGGAGGCUGCAACAAGCGUCAACGGCACCGCAGAAUCCCGCACCUUCCAAAUCCAAGACGCAUACUGCCCACACCUCAACCGCGAGCUGGCCAAGGCGCACAUCACCGCAAGCAAGGCCGAGGGUAGGCCCUUCUUCAUGUAUCUGCCCAUGUUGCUAGCCCACGGCCGCUUUCCCGAGCGAGAUUCCGAGCCGUCUCUGCCACCGGGCAUGAUCCCCGCAAGCGACCCGCCGUACAGCAACCUGUUUGACCAGCGCGUGAUGGUCGCCGACGCCAUCAUCGGCGACAUCCUGCGCCACCUCACCAUCGAGGGCGUGGCCAAGAACACCAUCGUCGUCGUGGUUGGUGAUAACGGGGCCCCUCGCAAGGUGGAGGCUGUCGUGAACGGCGUCACGGUCGAGAGCGGCAAGUUCACCGCCUACCGCAGCGCAGGCACGCGCGUGCCCUGUCUCUUCUAUGACCCGCGCAUUCCGGUUGCAAUCCCAAAGGCCCGCCGCAUCCGCGCCGUCGCGAACAUGUACGACAUUCUCCCCACCCUCAUGGACGCAACCAACAUCGACCGCUUGCCUGCAGGCAAGAACAAGCCCAACGGCGCCAGCCUCUGGAAGUUCAUCACAAACGAUCGGCGCGGGUGGGGCAAAUGGACGUUCCUGUUUGGUCAGCAGCCAGCACACGCCGUCAUUCGCAACCACAAGGUCAUCAUCUCCUCCCUGGGCGACAUCUACUCCGAGAACAAGUGGUACACUCCCAAGCCGCUUGCACCAACUGCAGUGUGCACCAAGAAGCUGGUGCGAAAGCGCUAUCAGUACAUGGUAAACCAUGCCUGGAAGGCCGGUAUCAACGUCACCUUGCCCGGCUCGGACACGCCGCUGGCCCCGUACUCCUGUGAUGAUCUCGUGUGCAACCCAGAUACCAACCUUCUUGAGUGCAUUACCACUAACUAG
This is a messenger RNA of Salpingoeca rosetta, 1479 nucleotides long. RefSeq lists its product as uncharacterized. The transcript is spliced from 2 exons. The record is from RefSeq and is a predicted model, not a curated record. Gene Ontology annotation, molecular function: arylsulfatase activity. Lineage: Eukaryota; Choanoflagellata; Craspedida; Salpingoecidae. The coding region runs from base 1 to 1479 and encodes 492 amino acids.